AUGCCUUCUUGGAAUUGUUCGUAUUAUGUUGCCCAUGCACAUGCAUCGUGCGAAAGUUGCCAAAUAAAAAUGGUAUUGAGAACUUGGUUGAGUACCAUAAGUCUCCAUCACAAAUGUGACAGAAUUAUUCCAAUCCUUAUAUACCUUGCCUUUCUUUGGAGUUUGAUACCGCGCCUGGCUGUCGGCGCGAGGUGUUAUGAAUGCGACAUAACCCUCUUUGACUGUGCGAUCGACGCGGCCAAUGUUGAUGAAGAUUGCGACUCAGGCUGCUACACGACGAGAAACCACGACAACGUCCUAAUAAAGAAAGGAUGCGACACGCAACUAACGGCCGCCCACGAUCGAUCCUGCUGGGGCUGGGAGACGCACUACACUUGUAUCUGCAAGAACGAUCUCUGCAAUGACGAUUUUGGGAGUGAUACGGACUACCUCUACAUGUCAAACGAGCAACACGUCCACUGUGGAAGAAUUGUCAACAUUUUGCUGCCAACUGCUGGAGUUGUUGUUCUGUUUUUGUUGUUGAGAUUCCAAUGA
Molecule: messenger RNA, 534 nt
Organism: Helobdella robusta
Lineage: Eukaryota; Metazoa; Annelida; Clitellata; Rhynchobdellida; Glossiphoniidae
Exons: 4
Coding region: 1-534 (177 amino acids)
Source: RefSeq, a predicted model, not a curated record